Eutrema salsugineum is the source of this 654-nucleotide messenger RNA. Its product is annotated as F-box protein At1g53790. NCBI's taxonomy places the organism in Eukaryota, Viridiplantae, Streptophyta, Magnoliopsida, Brassicales, Brassicaceae. Bases 1 to 654 code for a protein of 217 amino acids. Gene Ontology annotation, molecular function: protein binding. The transcript is spliced from 2 exons. The record is from RefSeq and is a predicted model, not a curated record.
AUGAAAAAACUGAAGCAGAACGUCUCAGGAUGCUCAGACCAAAUCCCAGUUGAUCUUCUUAUCGAAAUAUUCUUGAGAGUCUCAUCAAAGUCUAUAGUUAGAUUUCGCUGCGUGUCCAAAUUCUGGAGAUCGCUACUUCGCCGUCCGAAUUUCACGGAGCUGUUUCUGACUAAGUCUUUAGCUCGUCCACUGCUUCUCUUCGCUUUCCAAGUUGUUUGCUUUGAUGUUAGGUCUGAGAUAUUCAGCUUUAUCGACAAAGAUGAAGCCAUGUCGAUAUAUUAUUCUUGUACUUUAAUCAACUACAAGGGUAAAUUAGGUGUGGCUAAGUUUACAUAUGGCUUUCAUAGAUUUCUUGAGUUGUGGAUUCUAGAAGAUGCUGGGAAACAUAAAUGGUCAAAGAUUAUUUACGAAUUUUCUCCUCUGUGGAAGAGUAUAUUUGACGAAACCUCAGUACAUAUUAUUGGACUGACUGGUACUGGUGAUAUUGUGUUUUCAGCGUACUUUCUGUCAGACCCUUUCUACGUUUUCUACUACAACCUCGACAGCAAAACUUUGACAAGAACUGAAAUCCAAGGAUUUGAAAAGUUUCAAAAUCAUAGGGUUUACAUCUUUCAAGAAUAUGUAGAGAAUGUGAAACCAAACUUACUUACCUAA